AUGUUUCAUUUACAACAGAUAAUCCGUGUCCAGUCCCCCGAUGGGGUGAAGCGGAUCACAGCAACAAAGAGAGAAACAGCUGCAACAUUUUUGAAAAAGGUUGCAAAGGAAUUUGGCUUCCAAAAUAAUGGCUUCUCAGUUUACAUCAAUAGAAACAAGACUGGAGAGAUAACAGCAUCCUCCAACAAAUCUCUCAACUUGCUAAAAAUCAAGCAUGGCGAUUUGUUGUUCCUGUUUCCCUUGAGCCUUGCUGGGCCCUCAUCUGAAAUGGAGACAUCGACUCCACUGGGGUUUAAGGCCUUGGGCACUCCCAAUGUGGUGGAAGAUGAGAUCGAUCAGUACCUCAGCAAACAGGAUGGGAAGAUUUACAGAAGCCGAGACCCACAGCUAUGCCGCCAUGGUCCUUUGGGGAAGUGUGUACACUGCGUCCCUCUAGAGCCAUUCGACGAGGACUACCUAAACCAUCUUGAGCCUCCCGUGAAGCAUAUGUCCUUCCAUGCCUACAUCCGAAAGCUGACUGGAGGGGCUGACAAGGGGAAAUUUGUUGCCCUGGAGAACAUCAGUUGCAAGAUUAAAUCAGGGUGUGAGGGACACCUCCCGUGGCCUAACGGCAUCUGCACUAAGUGCCAGCCAAGUGCCAUCACGCUGAACAGACAGAAAUAUAGACAUGUGGACAAUAUCAUGUUUGAAAAUCACACUGUUGCUGACCGCUUCCUUGACUUCUGGAGAAAGACAGGGAACCAGCAUUUUGGGUACUUGUAUGGACGGUACACAGAGCACAAAGACAUUCCCCUUGGCAUCAGGGCUGAGGUGGCUGCAAUUUAUGAACCUCCUCAGAUUGGGACACAGAACAGCUUGGAGCUUCUUGACGAUCCAAAAGCCGAGGUGGUUGAUGAAAUUGCUGCCAAGCUUGGCCUGAGAAAGGUUGGCUGGAUAUUUACAGACCUUGUUUCAGAAGAUACCCGAAAGGGUACAGUUCGAUACAGUCGAAAUAAGGACACCUAUUUCCUGAGUUCAGAAGAGUGCAUUACUGCAGGAGACUUCCAAAAUAAACAUCCCAACAUAUGUCGACUCUCUCCAGAUGGACAUUUUGGAUCAAAGUUUGUGACUGCGGUGGCUACAGGUGGUCCCGACAACCAGGUCCAUUUUGAAGGGUACCAGGUAUCCAAUCAGUGCAUGGCGCUGGUCCGUGAUGAGUGUUUGCUUCCAUGCAAGGAUGCCCCUGAACUCGGCUAUGCCAAGGAGUCCAGCAGUGAGCAGUACGUGCCUGAUGUGUUUUAUAAGGAUGUAGACAAGUUUGGCAACGAGAUCACCCAACUGGCCCGUCCCCUGCCCGUGGAAUAUCUCAUCAUAGAUAUCACAACAACUUUCCCCAAGGAUCCUGUUUACACUUUUUCUAUUUCACAAAAUCCAUUUCCUAUUGAAAACCGGGAUGUAUUGGGUGAGACACAGGAUUUCCACAGUUUGGCCACCUAUUUGUCCCAGAAUACUUCGUCUGUGUUCUUGGAUACCAUCUCAGAUUUCCACCUCCUGUUGUUUCUGGUCACCAAUGAAGUUAUGCCUCUGCAGGACAGCAUCAGCUUGCUGCUGGAGGCUGUGAGGACCAGAAACGAAGAACUUGCCCAGACAUGGAAGAGGUCUGAGCAGUGGGCCACUAUUGAGCAGUUGUGCAGCACGGUUGGUGUGCAGCUUCCAGGCCUCCAGGAGUACGGCGCCGUUGGGGGCUCCUCGCAUGUGGCCACUGCUGCCAUGUGGGCUUGUCAGCACUGCACCUUUAUGAACCAGCCAGGCACGGGCCACUGUGAGAUGUGCAGCCUCCCCAGGACCUAGGGUUCCAGCCCUCUGCUGGGCACCCAGCCCUCUCUGAAGCCAGGAGCAUUGUGCGGUGUGUUCCCUGCGAUGGCCCCGCCGUGGGCAGCCCUAAAAGGGCAGGGGGCUGGCUCUCCUGGGCUCGCUGACCCACUGAAGCUUCUCAGCACAUUCUUCCUUGGAGAGAGGGAGCUACGGCUGGUGUUCUGCAGGCUGAAUGCAAUCUCCAAACUGGAAAUGCAGAGUGGCCCCACCUGAGAACGCCCCACACUCCUAACCCCGUGGACAAGCCCCCCACUGUGGUGGAAGUACCAUGUACCUCUCAAUCAUCACCUGGAAUUGGAGGGUACAGGGAGGGGUUGCUGCUGCCAUCCAGCUUUCUUUUUCUUCCUUUUUGAUGCUUUUUGUUCUUUGCCCCAUCCCCCACCCUGUAUUUUGGUUGGGAGCUCUUGGUUGCCUCUGUAUCUUGUUGCUCCGGGGCAGAGACCUGCCUGUGCGGGUCACUUUUCCUCUUCCAAGAUAGCCACUGUCUGAUAGACAUGAGUGGCCACAGGCUGACGGCCUGCUAUCUGCUCAAGCUGUGGAUCUGCAGGUUAAUUUGCUGCCUACCCUUUUUCUUCCCCUCACCUGACAUCCAGGUGGGAUUUUAAGGUCUGCAUUGGUUGUAAUAACAGUUAUCAGUAGUUUCUGCCCAGAAGACUUUUAUUUAUUUUUUUUAAGAUAAAAACUGCACAAAAGGGGAGUGAGAGACUAGUUUUCACUUCCUUCCCUCCUUUAGUGAAGCCCCUGUGGGUAUGUUCAGGGUGGAUGAGUAUGGACAGGGCACCAGUCAGUUCUUUGAAGUAAACCUCAGUGCCUGAGACUUUUCUACCAAGCCGCACAGCUGUGAUGGCUAUAGACACUGCGGGCUGAGCAGGAGCAAAGUGGUGGCUCUUGCCAUGUGGGCUGCUCUCCAGGUCCUGGAUGGAUGAGUUGGGUGCCCAGGACUGGAUGCUCUGGUCCCCCACAUAUACUGUUCCUCUUCCCAUGGCCCUGCCUGGCCCUGGUGUCUGGCACAGUAAUGAGGACGUUAGGGGCUUGGCUUCUCAUGAGGGCCACUUGGGACCUCUCUGGGGCACAUGACAGUUGGUACUGUACCUAUGGUGGGACUUCUGGGCAGUCCCAAACAGGUCCUGGUGGGGUCUUGCCUGUGUACUCUGCAGUCUCUGGUUUUCUCUGCAGCUAGCUGUGGCCUGGCCCUUCCCCAGCGGAGUUGUGGGCAUCUUGAAGCCUCUUUGCCUUAACGAUAAGCAGUAUCUGGGCUGCACUACGCCCAUGGAAAGACCAGCCCAGCCACAGACUGUGCUUGGGGACUUCUGUAUUUGCCCUAGGGGGUCAAGCCUGUGUGAUCUUCCCUCAUCCUUGGCACUGGACAGAGAAUGCUUGCCUGUUGGGCUCUCACAUGACCAGGGCUGUGACCGGCACCUCCAAGUCCACCUGGCAUGGGACACCAAGUGGAAGGCUCUUACUCUUGGGACCAAAGGGCAAUUAGGCUGUGUCUGGCCAUGACAGCACUGUCCUGGAGGGUCAGUAAUGGUGGAGAGUAGCUGGGCUGAAGUGGACUCCUGUGGGUGCAACUUCCGGCUUGUCUGCUGCAGGCUUUCCCCCCCCCCCCAGCUCCUCGCUGCUGUCCUCCCAAGAGAACCUCUGCCCUUAUGUGUGCCGUCUGGUUCCUAAGAUCAGCCAUGAGCCUGGAUGGCCUGGGCUCCUCUGUACCCUUUGCUUGCCUGUGUUUUUCCAAGGCCAUUCAUGCCAACACCAUUUCCCACCACUGGGCAGGUGCUGGAGACAGCACAGACUUCCAGAGACCUCACUACUGCUGUCACUGCCACCACCACCUCCACCACUGGUUUCUCUCCCACUUGCUAUCAUCUUUAUCCACUAAGCUAGCUUUCUUUUCUCCUCCAAUAUUUCCCUCACUCUAAAGUUCUGGCAUUCACAUAAUUCAUUUUUUCUUUUAUCUUUGCUUAAAGAAAAAGCAUUGUGAUUUUUCUGCUUCUGGUUUUGAGUUACUCUUUGUUCAGUAAUGCACUUUAUUUUAUUGUCCAAAGAGAGUCAGAGCUAAGCAUACAGGUUUAAAGGUGAGCCACAUUGAGGGCUCAAGCCCCAGGAGGCUCAGCCACCUCCUCUUGCGGGUAGGAUCCUCAGUCCCACCUCUCAUCCUCACCCCUGCCCUUGGGAUGGACAUACCACCUCAUGCCCCCAGGCUCCCAUAACCUAGUGAGGUUGACUGAGUGCACACCUACCCAGGUGAACACACAGUGACUGCCACAGUCUCCUGGCCCAGAGAGGAGGUGGGGUCUGGCCCCAGCCCACCUCCAACCAGGCUGCUCCUGGGACACAGGUGCUCCUGCUUCGGCUCCGUUUUUGGGCUUGCAGGUGUGCAUCGGCUGGGUUUGGAUUUGCAUUACAUUGACCCCAGCCCUGCAGUGGAACCUAAUAAAAGCGCCUGAAGCAAC
Messenger RNA from Carlito syrichta (Philippine tarsier), 4307 nucleotides. It is a transcript of the gene NPLOC4, whose product is annotated as NPL4 homolog, ubiquitin recognition factor. Lineage: Eukaryota; Metazoa; Chordata; Mammalia; Primates; Tarsiidae. The record is from RefSeq and is a predicted model, not a curated record. Gene Ontology annotation, molecular function: ubiquitin protein ligase binding; ubiquitin binding. The transcript has 16 exons. Gene Ontology annotation, cellular component: nucleus. The coding region runs from base 1 to 1830 and encodes 609 amino acids. Gene Ontology annotation, biological process: ubiquitin-dependent protein catabolic process.